UCAGUGUGUAAGGCUCGCGCUUGUACACUCUACAUUUCCCGCGAAAAUUACGUACCAUUCCUAUUACUUAUAAAUAAUAACGAAAUAUAUUAAUACUUCAAUAAAAGACUAUAUAUUUUUUGUUAAUGUGUGACGUUUAUCGAUUAUUAUCAAAAGUGAAAAUCUAUCUGUGAAUAUUUCGUUAGGAAAACAUUUGGUGUGCGGAUUGUUUGGGUUUCCACCGGUUUUUCAUCUAAUAAGUACUAGUGUCAAGUGAUUAUAUAAUAAGAUCAAUGUUUGCGCGAUAGUGUCAGUGGUGUUGUGUGGAUGUGGUUUGGAAGCUGAUCGAACUGGCGUGGUACGGGCCCGGCGGGGGGGCGAUGCAGGCGGGCGGGGGCUGGUUCGUCCCAUGGACGAUGGGGGUGCAGAAGUUCGCGGUGGCACUACCCAUGGGCGGGGUUGUGCCACUCGUACCCCCCUUGUUAGCGGCGUUACCACCAGCCCCGCCGCCUCUGCGCCUGAUCGCCCCACCACCUAUGCCGCAUCAAGCACAGCCUGGGAGAAAGGGUGAAAAAGACAAUGGCAAAAAUUGUAUACUUUCAUGCGAGAAGAGAAAAGCGGACGACACCGAUAUUAACAAAGACUUAAAAAAGGCAAAAUUAGAAACAAAAGCUUUAAAAGCGAAGAGGCCAGGGUUUACCGAUGACCGUUACAACGAGACCUCUUAUUAUAUUGAAAAUGGACUUAGGAAAGUAUACCCAUACUACUUCACAUUCACAACAUUCACCAAAGGAAGGUGGGUGGGUGAGAAAAUCCUCGAUGUCUUUGCAAGGGAGUUCAGGGCUCAUCCGGCAGCUGAAUAUGAAAGGUGCAUCAGAGCGGGUACACUUACUGUCAACUAUGAACGAGUGGAUCCAGAUUACCGGCUCAAACACAACGACCUUCUCGCGAAUGUCGUUCAUAGGCACGAAGUACCGGUCACCAGCCAACCCAUCACCCUCGUACAUAUCGACGAGGACAUUGUGGUUGUCAACAAACCGGCCUCUAUCCCCGUACAUCCAUGCGGUCGGUAUAGACACAACACAGUCGUGUUCAUACUCGCUAAAGAAUACAACUUGAAGAAUCUGAGGACCAUUCACAGGCUGGACAGGUUAACGUCAGGUCUCCUGCUGUUCGGGAGGAGUCCGAAGAAAGCGAGACAGAUGGAGCACCAGAUAAGGAACCGACAAGUGCAGAAGGAGUACGUGUGCAGAGUUGACGGCGCGUUUCCAGAAGAUGAAAUCGAAUGCCAAGAACCAAUAGAAGUGGUCAGCUACAAAAUAGGAGUAUGUAAAGUCUCACCAAAAGGGAAAGACUGUUCAACGGUGUUCAAGCGAUUAGGGUACAACGGGAGUUCGAAUACCAGUGUUGUGCUGUGUCGGCCGAAGACUGGCAGGAUGCAUCAGAUCAGAGUCCACUUGCAGUAUUUGGGUUACCCUGUAGUGAAUGAUCCGCUAUACAACCACCCCGUAUUUGGACCACUCCGCGGUAAAGGAGGUGAUACGGGCGGGAAAACAGAUGAGCAACUAGUCAGAGAUCUCAUAGCUAUACAUAAUGCUGAGAACUGGUUAGGUGUGGAUGCUGAAUUAGCGGUUUAUCGUGAUGAAAUUGGUGAUCUCAUUGGUGAGGAUGAUUGUGACACUGGACCUGCGUCCCGGGAGUCUUCACCGCGGCUGGAGUCACCAGCUCCCGGUGUCACACCCUCUACUAUAAUGACGCCUACCCUCCCAAGCCCAUCAAGUGGCGCGGAGGCUCCCGUAGAGGCGGCCACAUCACCCGCCCCGCCGUGCACGCUCGCUCGAUCACCGUUUGCAUCACCACCUCUCAACGAGGACUCCAAUGACGCCAAGUCGGACAAGGUGACAGUGGCAACACAGACUGGCUGCACUCCCGCGGUGAAUGCCCCGAGCGCCGCUAGCUCAGCGAGCGUGGCAUGCGGCUCGGCGGAUGCAUUGUCCCCCGACCCGCACUGCUACGAAUGCAGGGUGCGGUAUCGCGACCCUCGCCCCAGAGAUCUCGUCAUGUAUCUUCAUGCUUGGAAGUACAAGGGUCCCGGCUGGGAAUACGAGACGGAGCUGCCACAAUGGGCGAACGUAGACUGGGAUGAACCGGAAUAUUCAUAGUUACACGAACUGACACUAUUGAAGAGGCGCCUCGCUACAGCCCACAACUAGGGUUCUUGCAAAAUCCAACUAACAAAUUUCAAUAAAAUAUAUAUUUACAUGAUAUUGAUACAUGUUUUAAUGAUGUAAUAGACGUAAUGUUGUAUGAUGUUUGUAACGUUAAUAAAUAGAAAACAGUUGAUGUUGUAAUAAGUCGAAUUGGAUAUAAUAUUGCGAAGGCUGAAGUACAAUUGGUACUGCGAGGCGCUAAUAUAUGAACUAACGACAUCAGUACUCACUUGGCUGUUAUGUAUCACUUACUUCUGUACGGUAAGUAUGUAAAAUAAGUGAGAAUUAGUGUAAGAAUAGAAUUAUUUUUCUUCGUUGGUUCCGUUGCUGAACUUCAAUUGUUUUACUCAGUUCCAAAUUUUAGUGGAAUUUAGAUCAUCAUCGGUUAAUUCUACACUCGGUUUUCUAUUAUUUCGUUUCUAGUGAGGUAACAUUAGAUUUAAUUUGUCAGUCUUCAGUUCCUAACGGCCUAGAAUGUUUCGUCAAGCUUGUUGUAGUGUAGAAUAAGGUUGUAACAAUUUGUAAUAAUAUCGGUACCAUAAUAUAGUUAUAUCGCUUUAACGAGGCAGGGUCAGAACCACAAUCAUAAAUGGAUAUUAUAUUAAAUGAGUCAUUUUUAAAAUAUAUGGGAUAGCUCUUCUACGUGUAAUUUCUUACAAUGGAGUAUAAGCAAAAUUAGGUGAAACUGUGUCAAUAUUAUUUUAGAUACAUCUAUUGCUUUUAGUUACUCUAUCGUUAAUAAGGUAUAUUAUCAACUUGUCAAACUCUAUAGCAUUAUCUAAACAUAUUUUGACUAUUUCGUCAUUAUAAUCAGAUUCGUAGCGACUAUUGGCACAAUUUCACAAUUUUUAAUUACAACCAAAACUUGGACCACUGCUCUAUUUUCUUAAUAUUUCGGAAUUAAAAAUAGGACCACUCUUUGAAACUGUUUUAGAAAAGCUAUCUCGGUAAUAAUAUAAGCAUAUGUUUAUAAUAAAUGCAUAGGUAAUAAUGAAAUUGUCACAUUUUAUAGACGGUGUUUUAGCUACGUCGUCACGUUUUGGCUUCCAUAGUUUUGAGUAGAAAGGUUUUUAAUUAUAUAAGGGAGAUUCUUUAAAGUUUUGUACUUUACAUACAUUGUAGUACGGGAAAUUCUGUGACAUGAUAUCUAAUGUUUCCAACAUCGCAUCAAGUGAGUUCCGUUUGGCAUCAUUCAAAGGCCAUUUGUGAUAUGCAUUUAUAGUAUGUCAUAGUUUAACAAAAACCUCACUUACAUCACAAUAUCAAUCACUAACUCUUGAAAAGACAUCAUCGAGAUUGAUCUUAUAUUUUUUUAUAUAUACAUAACCAUAUAUUUCAAUAUUUCUAUUAAAGUGAUGAGUUGGAUAAGAGAUGGCUCAAAAUCAGUUCGUAGCAGCAGAUUCUAAAGACAUGACUAAGGGUUUUUCGUUUGUCUUUUUAUUUCUUAAGUUUUGCGUGUUCCUAGUACUAAGUUCUCCCAGUUUGGUUUUGGCGAUAAAACAGAUGACAUUUGGAUUGUUUGAAUUUAUUACAUGUAAUGCGAAUUUAACUGUUCUCUCAUUUAUUGUUCAAUUAGAACUUAUUGUAGUAUUAAAGAAAUGUAAAAGACAAUCUUGUGACUAUUAAAAAUAUUUUCACGAGCUUUCAGAGUUAGUUCUAUGGAAAUUAUAUAUUUUUCUUACUUGUAGUGUAGUGUUAGUGCUGACUUUAUUGUUUUAUUGUGUGUGAUGUUUCACGAUACUUUGGAGUAGGGAGUUUCUGAUUGAAAAUAAUUAAAGGAAAUCGUUGUUUGUAACAAAUAUUUUACUAGUUUAUUUCUUUUAAUGUGGAUAUCUACUAUAUGCCAUCAACAAUAUAUUUAUUUUUCUCCUUUACAUUGUUAUUUGGUGAAGUUAUAUAAAAAAUUAAAUUCUGUCUUCCAUUAUAUUCAACAUACUAAUAAAGUGUUAAAAAGUUGUAUUUAAUAAGUAUUAAACUACAUGUUCUAGAGAAAACGUAUAACUGAC
Messenger RNA from Achroia grisella, 4195 nucleotides. Its product is annotated as pseudouridylate synthase RPUSD2-like. The transcript has 14 exons. Gene Ontology annotation, molecular function: RNA binding; pseudouridine synthase activity. Bases 360 to 2141 code for a protein of 593 amino acids. Lineage: Eukaryota; Metazoa; Arthropoda; Insecta; Lepidoptera; Pyralidae. Gene Ontology annotation, biological process: pseudouridine synthesis. The record is from RefSeq and is a predicted model, not a curated record.